AUGAUGCCACAUGAUAAACUUCUAAGUAUUUUAUAAUUCUAAUAGCCAUAUUGAAUGUAUUUGACUAUUGAAUGGUAAUCAAGUAUAUUUAUAAUUAAGUUGAUAACGUUGAUGCAAUUGAAUUAAAAAGAGUUCUGAAAACAAGAUUAGUAGAAUCAUUAAAAUAAAAAGAAGAAUCAUAUUAAUAAUAAUAACAAUAAUAUACUUUGAAUUCUAGUUAAAUUAUUGCUGAUCAAACUUCAAAGAUUCAUAUCAGAAGUUAAAUUAAAAAUGAAACUAAAAUUUUUUAAUUAAAUUUUUGUUUGUUCUCCUAAAAAUAAAGAUCUAAAUUAUAUAAAAAUCCGAGAAUUAGAUUCAAAAUAAUAAAACUAGAAAAUUAAAUAAAAAAUAAUAAUCAUUAUAAAUUGACUGACAAAAAAAUAUCUAGAAAAUUAAUGUUGAAUAAGAAGCUUUAAUUUUGA
Molecule: messenger RNA, 461 nt
Organism: Paramecium sonneborni
Lineage: Eukaryota; Ciliophora; Oligohymenophorea; Peniculida; Parameciidae
Source: the annotation of a GenBank genome assembly